This is a messenger RNA of Styela clava, 2725 nucleotides long. Lineage: Eukaryota; Metazoa; Chordata; Ascidiacea; Stolidobranchia; Styelidae. The record is from RefSeq and is a predicted model, not a curated record.
CAAUAUUUUGCAAUCGCAGUAAACUAUUUUCAUGCAUCACCGCGAGAUUCCAAACAAGGGUUUCAUGUUGGACUGUUGAAAAUUCAAAACAGGAUAUAUUGUUAAUUAUUGAGCCUUAAAAUACGAUGGCAAGUUCAAACAAACUUAUUACUCGUAAAACUGCAGACGGAAACAUGAGAAUCGACCACGAUGCUCUUAGGCGCAUUCUUAUGAGGAAGGAAAUUGGAGAUAGGCCGAUCGCAAUAAUUUCAAUAGCAGGGAAACUGCGAACAGGAAAGUCAUUUCUGCUCAACUUCAUUCUGCGAUAUCUCAGAAACAAAGGAUGGGAAAAUAACAAAUGGAUGGAUGAAUGGAUGAAUAAAAAAUAUUGGAUCAGUGAAGCAUCGGAACAUUUGAACAAUCUGCGUGAGCGCAUUCCCUUCAUGUCUGGCACUAAGCCACAUACAACCGGGAUACGAUUAUGGGACGAGAUAUUCUAUGUUCCAAUGGACGACGACACAGAGGUCGUUGUGUUACUGAUGGAUACCCAAGGACUGUACGAUCAUCAAACAACUAUCAACAACAACACUGCGUUCUUAUCAUUAAGCACUCUGGCAAGUUCGAUCCAAAUCUUCAAUUGCAAAGAAAAUAUUGAUACUCAAAAUUUGAGUUAUUUGAAGACUUGUCUCGACUUUGCAACGAAGACUGCGGCGGAAGCUUCUGGUUCGUACUUUAAACUUCAACUGCUGACGUUUUUGGUCAGAGACCACACGCAAGACGAAGACUUCGAAUAUGGCUUCAAAGAAGGAGAAAAUUUUUUGCAAGGGAUAUUGCAAUCUGAUAGAGGUGGAGAGGAACAAAUUGAAAUCCGUAAAGCAAUAAAAUCCAGCUACGACAAAGUGCAGUGCUUUCUUAUGCCCCAUCCGGGACUGGUUGUCAAAAAGAAAUCCUAUGAUGGAACCGAUGCAGAACUGGAAGCCGAUUUCAAAACCUACGUGAAAGUGUUUGUCGAAGAACUUGUGAGUCCAAAGAACCUACAGGUUAAAAUGACGAAAGGAAAGGCGGUAACUGCACGUGAUGUACUCAACAUGAUCACAGCUUGUGACAAGAUAUUCGCUAAGAAUUUAUAUGGAGCGGGAGCUAUCAUGGAGGCAAACGUUAAGGCACAUUACGCCUCAGCAUAUGAAGAAGCAAUUUUACUGUACGACGAGAUAAUGAAGGAGCAUUUCAAGACGGUGCAAAUCAUUGAUGAUAUUCCGCUAUUUCGAUAUCACGAGCAAGCGAAACGAAAAGCGUUGGACUUGUAUAACGGGAAGGAAAAAAUGGGAAACAGUGAAUGCGAAUACGAAUAUGAAGAACAUCUUCGUUUGAAGUGUGAACAACACUUUGAUACAAUCAAGAGUAGAAACACGAAUUUGAAGAAAGAAAAGAUGCUAAAAUCUGCCAGAAAAACGUUUGAAGCUGUUACAGAGUAUGAAAAAUUGAUGCAGCAAAAGAUGCAGUUACCUGAGCAAGUUUGCAUGGACUCAGUUGAACUAAGGGACAUGCAUGAUAAACAUCUUAGGGAAAUUCAGGAAAAGUAUCAUGGGAUGGCAGACCGUGACCAAAUAAAAUCUAAAGCAGAAGAGUUUGUCGAAAAUCUAAUCAAGGAAAACACUAAACAACGUGAAAUGGAACGGAAGAAUAGACAGAACAAGAGGCGCAUGGAUCUACACAACUUGACUAGGCAACUCGACUAUGAUUGUGUGAAUCAAUGGAUUAGUGUAGGUAAAGGGCUCCACGAUGACGAUAAAAUUCAAAAAUACGAAAAUGAGAUAAAAACUAAAGUCGUUAACGACUAUUGGUCACAGGCUCUAACUGAAGAGGAGAAGAAGUUUAAAAAAAAACUUGAAAGAAACCUUGAUUCAGAGUUUUCGGAAGCAAUGCGGAAGCAAAAUCAGAACGACGUAGACGAAGAAGAAAGCUCACAGACUGAAGAUAGAGGUCCAAUGGCAUUGCUGUGGAGGAAUAAAAUCGCUCAUGAAAAAUAUGUGGCUGAAAUUGUUGAAAGGUUCAAAGAAUGGUUAACACUCAGAUUGUCUAUCAACAUCCCUCUGGCUAAAAUGGAAGAGUUGAGGCAAGAAGAGUUUUUACGAAUGGUGCGCCAGUAUUUCGAUCAAUGCUGUCCGUAUUUGAACGAAUACAGAAACGUAGUAGAAGAAAACCUAAAAAAUAGGUAUGAGGAGGCUUUUGAACACAACAGGAAAAAUUGGGAGCUUACAAUGAAAAUGUGUGAUUCUAUGGUCGAAGACGUGAUUAUUCGCGAAGAACAAGAAUUAGAGAAGAUUAUGACUGAUCGGUACUACACCGAUUUGAAAAACCAUUAUGAUGAAUUGAAAGAUCGUAUUACCAAGCAGUUGUCCACUGUUACCAAAUGGACUCUCUCUGGUCCUGUUUCAGAAAAAAUUCGCCUCUUGAUUGUAAAAAAGUUGAACGAAUCGUUCAAAAAAAUGGAUAAGAUAAACGAAGAAAAUAAAAAUAUUCGCAAUGUGGAGAGCUCUGAAGGACCAGAUAACUUGAGUUUGUGGAAAAGACUUCUGAGGUUUUUUCGAGAUCUUUUCAAUUUGAAUUAAGAUGGAUUAAUCUUCCAACGAUACCUGUAUUAUAAACUCUAAUCAGCAAUACUAAUCUAAUCCAACAUUUUGAAAAUAUAACAAAUCGUUUGAAUUGAUUACCUUGUACUAUUUUCAAGUUAUGAAUAGCACAU